Molecule: messenger RNA, 2682 nt
Organism: Thlaspi arvense
Lineage: Eukaryota; Viridiplantae; Streptophyta; Magnoliopsida; Brassicales; Brassicaceae
Source: the annotation of a GenBank genome assembly
GCCUAUUCAAUUUUCAUACCUCAAUUGGGGAAAAGAGAUUCUGAGCUCUGAGCUGUCAUUGUGAUUGGGCCCUCUGGUCUUUUGGAGUGGAGUAAUUGAUUCCAAUUCAAUGGAACCUUUCAGUGUUGCUGCAUCAGAAUCUCAGAUCAAAAAGGACAAAGACACUAAUGUAAAACCUCCUAAUAGUCCGCGUCAUCGAAAGGUUCUUGCUAGAUGGGAUCCAGCUGAAGGGCAGAGGCCAGUCAUUGGUGAAGCUCCAGUAUUCUACCCUUCAUUAGAGGAGUUUGAAGAUACAAUUGCUUACAUAGAAAAGAUACGUCCAAUAGCUGAAUUAUUUGGUAUAUGCCGAAUCAUACCACCCUCGAACUGGUCUCCUCCUUGUCGGCUAAAGGAGAAAAGCAUAUGGGAGCAUACAAAGUUCCCUACCCGUAUUCAGCAUGUUGACCUGCUUCAGAACAGAGAGCCGAUGAAGAAGAAGAGGAAACCUAAGGGAAGAAAACGGAAGCGAAGAAGAAACUCAAGAAUGGGUUCCUCCAAGCGACCUGGAACAGUUCCCUCUCCCGAGACGAAUGAAGAAGAGAAAUUUGGUUUCAACGCUGGCUCAGACUUCACUUUUGAGGAGUUUGAGAGAUACGCUAGGUAUUUCAAAGACUCCUACUUUGAAAGAAGAAAAGACUCUGUUGGAGAUACAAAGUGGACUCCAUCUAUUGAAGAAAUCGAAGGAGAAUACUGGAGGAUAGUUGAGCGACCAACUGAUGAAGUCCAGGUAUAUUAUGGAGCCGAUUUAGAGAAUCGGGUACUCGGAAGCGGAUUUUACAACGGAGUUGAAAUGUUAACGGGAAAGAGUAAAAUGGAUCAAUACAUAGCUUCUGGUUGGAACUUGAAUAACUUACGGCGUCUUCCUGGUUCUCUACUCUCGUUUGAGCACUCUGAUAUCUCUGGUGUUCUUGUGCCAUGGGUCUACGUUGGAAUGUGUUUUUCAACGUUUUGUUGGCAUGUCGAGGAUCAUCACCUUUAUUCACUGAACUAUCAUCACUUUGGCGAGCCAAAAGUAUGGUACGGAGUUCCGGGAAGCCAUGCAACGGGACUAGAGGAGGCCAUGAGAAAACAUCUACCAGAUCUCUUCGAUGAACAGCCUAAUCUGCUUCAUGGACUUGUUACUCAAUUCUCUCCUUCUAUUUUAAAAGACGAGGGAGUCCCGGUUUAUCGAGCGGUUCAGAAAUCAGGGGAAUUUGUUCUGACAUUCCCUAGGGCAUAUCACGCCGGUUUCAACAGCGGAUUCAACUGCGCGGAAGCGGUUAAUGUUGCUCCGGUUGACUGGUUGUCUCACGGACAGAAAGCUGUGGAAGUAUACAGUGAAGAGAUUCGUAAGACGUCUCUGUCUCAUGACAAACUUCUUCUUGGAGCAGCUUAUGAAGCUGUCAAGUCCCUUUGGGAACUCUUCGCUCGUGGGGAAGAAGAAAAUGCAAAGAACUCGAGAUGGAAAGGUCUCUGCGGGAAGAAUGGAACUCUUACUAAUGCGGUUGAAGCUCGGUUACGUAUAGAACAGAGAAGUAUCGAGGCUCUUGGAAAUGGUUUCAGAUUGGUAAAGAUGGAUAAGGAGUUUGAUUCGAACUGCGAAAGGGAAUGCAUCUCGUGCUUCUACGACUUGCAUCUAUCGGCCUCUGGCUGCAACAAGUGCUGUCCCGGAGAAUACGCUUGCACGAACCACGUGGAAAAACUUUGUUCAUGUGAAGGGAACGAUCGGUUCAUCCUUGUUCGUUACACCGUGAAGGAGUUAAGCUCGUUGGUCAGAGCAUUGGAAGGCGAAACAGAGGAUCUGAAAACUUGGGCUUCUAAAGUCAUCGGAGAUUAUUCAGAGACUCAUAAGGAAGAAUCUAGUCCGGUCAUUCUUGAGGAAAAACCGCUAAAGGAAGGUGCUUUUGACCUGAAUCUUGAAUUUCAGUUGGAUGGCGAGCUUGAUGCUGCUUCUUCAGAGACCCGUGCUGUUGCAUCCACGAUGAACUUUGCUGCCGACGUCGAGCCUAUAAACCUAGGGUUCUUGGUUUUCGGAAAGCUUUGGUGUGACAAGCAUGCUAUAUUUCCAAAAGGGUUUAAGAGUCGGGUUAAGUUCUAUAACGUGAAAGAUCCAAUGAGGAUAAGCUAUUACAUCUGUGAAGUUGUAGACGCAGGACUUAUGGGUCCACUCUUCAGGGUUACUCUAGAAGAAUCUCAAGACGAGAGCUUCUCUAAUGUCUCAGCUCAGAAAUGCUGGGAAAUGGUGUUGCAAAGAGUUAACGAAGAGAUGAGAAAGCGAAGCAGCCAAGAACAGAGUGUUCAUACUUUGGAAAGCAUCGACGGUCUACGAAUGUUCGGUUUUUCCUCCCCAUCUAUAAUUCAGGCCACUGAGGCUCUUGACCAAAACCAUCGUCUGGUGGAAUAUUGGAACCACAAGUCACAGAGGGAUCCGUUGGCAAUGAAAGAUUGCUUCAUGUCAAAUUCUCCCAUGAGCUUAACCAAAGAAAAAAAAAUUUGGGGUCCAUUUGAAAUGAAAUAGAACUCACCAACUUUUUCUGUUUAUUAUGUAUUGUUAGUAUGGACUGCCUAAAUGUAAUUUUCGUAGUAUAUUUUUUCUCUGAUCAGGCUCGUGAAGAACAAGUUGUAACUUUUGUUCCUUAUGAUUAGUUUUGAAGCUUAGAAAAA